This is a messenger RNA of Alternaria rosae, 1965 nucleotides long. Its product is annotated as integral membrane protein-like protein. Lineage: Eukaryota; Fungi; Ascomycota; Dothideomycetes; Pleosporales; Pleosporaceae. Gene Ontology annotation, biological process: adenylate cyclase-activating G protein-coupled receptor signaling pathway. Gene Ontology annotation, cellular component: plasma membrane. Gene Ontology annotation, molecular function: G protein-coupled receptor activity. The transcript has 2 exons. The coding region runs from base 367 to 1632 and encodes 421 amino acids. The record is from RefSeq and is a predicted model, not a curated record.
GCCAUGUGGAUGCCACGAGCGACGCUAGCGUUGAUGGGUGGGGACCAGGGUCAUCGCUUCUCUCCUCCCCAGCUUAUAGUGGAUCUGUAGAUUACGAUGCUCCUUGUCGUGAGUUCAUGGCAUCUCUCAGCACGCCGGGGCCCCAAAGUCGAUUGUACAUCAUCGCCGCUUGCCCCUCGGGUAGUGCUUCUCUGUGCCUGCGCUGGUGCUCGGUCAAACGCCAUAUUUUUUACUUUACUUCGCCUACGAUAUAUUUUUGGCUUUAGGUUCGACAUGUUAGUUUUGGACAGCCGGAGGCCUCUUUCUUUUUAGGUGUACCCUAUAUACCCUUCGAAACGUUGCAGGAUCAAUCGUUCGUCAAUCGCAAUGACCAUUCAGGAACCCCUGGACGUCGAAUCGGCCUCGUUCGUACUACCGGCGCAUAUUCAUCCGUGGUUACGCUCAGUCGUCGCUCUGGGCUUCAUCAGCUUCUUUGCAUCAGUAGCACUACUAUUCUUACUCACCUACAAAUUGGUAUCCUGGCAACUACGGUCGAAGCGAAGCAACCAAUUCGUCAUCUUGAUAUUCAACCUUCUCUGGGCGGAUAUUCAACAGGCGCUUGCCUUCCUACUGAACGUCGAAUGGCUACGACUGGGAUCCGUCGAAGUAACCAAUCCGAUAUGUUUUGCGCAGGGCUGGCUGGUCUCCACUGGUGACUUGGGAAGUGGAGUUUGGUGCUUCGUUAUCGGAUUGCACACUUUCGCCUCGGUCAUCAUGGACUUCCGCCUGAAGCCGCGGAAUUUCUACAUCUGCAUCUUUCUACUAUGGGCCUUCAUCUUGGGAGUAUCUUCAAUUGGCCUCGGUAUACAUGGGCAAAGCAUCUACGUACGAUCCGGAGUAUGGUGUUGGAUCCAUCACGACCUAGAAGACUUGCGGUUAUGGACUCACUAUAUUUGGAUCUUCGCGUUUGAAUUCGGGAACGUCCUGAUAUACGCCAUUAUCUACGCGAUGCUGUCGAUCCGAAUCCGCUCCGGCUACUACACGACCGAAGAAGCCAAGCGUGUACGUUCCAUUGCAAAUCUCAUGGUCGUAUACCCGCUCGUCUACGUCGUAUGCACGAUUCCCCUAGCUUCCGCUCGAAUGGCGUCUAUGUCCGGCAAUCCGCCCUCGCUUGCUCGCCUUUGCUUAUCAGGAGCAAUGAUCACAUCGAACGGUUGGCUAGAUGUACUUCUAUACGCAUGCACACGACGCAUCAUGAUAUUCUCCGAUGAGCCACCCUCUGAUGAAGAUGUCAUGGAUACCUUCGCCGCAUUCUGGAUCGAAAAGCCUAAGCGCUUUGGAGGUGAAACCACAAUCGUAGCGACGAAUGCACACACAAGGAGAGGACGAUCGAAGAGCAAGAUAUCGCUACCCUCAGGAGGUGAAAGCUCGGACGAUCUCUGUGGAUUCGGUACAAAGGAUAUCAAACUGGUCACUACAACCAAGGUCAUAAGCGAGCCAGCGCAGCCAGAAGACUUUGAAGAGAUGGACGCCGAGGCACGUAUGACACGACCUCGUACACCGACAGGAAGAUGGAGCGAGGAGACGACAGAUACGGACAGAAGUCGUAAUCUGAGUUUGAAAGAACAAGCAAUACCUCAUAUCGCACCUUGAGGUUGCUUGUUUUGAUACCGAACGACAAACUAUCAUCAAGGCGUAUAUCAGCUGCCUACAUGCACAGGCCUAGGGACCUGCACCUAAUAGUGUUGUGCAAAGGCGGAAACAGGGACCCUAUUGGAGCCGAUACACGCAAAAGUAGGACAACGUCCACGUGGCGUCAAUCGCUACUAGAAGUGCCGCCGCUAUAACUGUGCGGCACAUGCACCAAGAGAGGGCACCGCCCAAACAUAUAGACAAGAUAGACGAACAUUACGACCACAUAUCGCUCAAACGAUGCGCCAUCACUGCUUUUGUAUUUCCUUGUAUAUCAUGAGACCCAUUUUCUCC